GCCGUUUCCCGCCUUUCAGCAGCAAAGAGAAGAGAGAGUGCCUUUCAUCGUUGAGAUCCCAGAACCGGAGACUUCUUCUGCAAAUUCAGGAAACAAGAAAUGGCAAUCGGGCGCGGGAAGAAGAAGGGUGAAGUAUGCAAGGAGCCAAUACCAAAUCCAGAAGCUGCAGAGCGCUUGAGGCUCAAAGGAUUGGCCUUCUCUAAUGGAAUACUUUCUGGAACCCCAGCCAAUGCCUCUCUUCGUCUCAAUCCUUCAAACACUGUGCUUAAGCAUCCCGGCAAAGACAUUGUCAAGAAAUUCCAGCGAAGGAACAAGUUCCUCUUCUCAUUUCCAGGUCACAUUGCUCCCAUCGGCCGCGGCGGCAAGAUCGGUGACCUCAAGGAUUUGGAAAAAAAAAACCCCGUUCUCUACGUCGAUUUCCCUCAGGGCCAAAUGAAGUUAUUUGGAACCAUCUUAUAUCCAAAGAACAGAUAUCUAACUUUGCAGUUUUCUAGAGAUGGAAAGAACGCAAUGUGCGAGGAUUAUUUUGACAAUAUGAUUGUAUUUUCAGAUGCAUGGUGGAUUGGGAGGAAAGAUGAAAACCCUGAAGAAACCAGACUUGAGUUUCCAAAGGAACUGUACGAGGGACAGCAAACUGACUUUGAGUUUAAAGGUGGAGCUGGUGCAGCACCUGUAGUUAUUCAACGUGCUGCCAAAAUCAAGAUGGAGCAUGCAAAGAAACAAGAAACACCUACUGAAACUGGUCUGUCAGAGAGACAAAACAUCUUGAAAGAUACAAUGGAGGUGGUUCCAGUUCAUCAUUCGGAUAGAACCGCUGGAAAAGCUUACAAAUUUGCAGAAAUUUCUUCUGGUUUGGACAGCCCUGAUGUUUCUGUACACAAAAAAGCGGUGAAAGCUAAAACUGCUGUGAAUAAUCAUAAUAGUUUAAAGAAAGAAAAUCCAUAUGCUCUUGCAGUUGAUAUUGAUCAUGAUGUCACUUUAAGAGAAACUCAACUCCUCCAGAAGAAUAGAAAGUAUGCUUCAGGAACAAAGUCCAAGAAACUGUUUCAAUGUUCUUUGAUGACUCCAUCUAUAGAAGUCUUGUUCCGUAAUCGCGGUUCACUUGUUCCGGCUACCAUACCCGCAUUGUUCAAGAAAGUGGAGGAACAGGCCGACAAUGAUGACAUUGAAGAAUUUUCGAGUACUUCAAAGGAAACUGAUGGAAGUGAUGAAGACUGGGCUCAUUGAGAGUGUGAUGUCCCUUCCCUCGUUAAAAUGGUUGAACUAUUGACAGACAAUGUUGCAUAAGAUGUUGAUCCCAAGCCAAACUUUGCUUCUAGGAAACUAGAAACUUAUCAACCCUUUCAUUUGUUGCCCUGGACAAGAACUUCAUGCAGAUUGGGGGCUUAAUCCCAGCAAGAGCAAGUAUUGAAGCAGGCAGAGUCCAUAU
This is a messenger RNA of Prosopis cineraria, 1429 nucleotides long. RefSeq names its product DNA-binding protein RHL1-like. The transcript has 9 exons. The record is from RefSeq and is a predicted model, not a curated record. NCBI's taxonomy places the organism in Eukaryota, Viridiplantae, Streptophyta, Magnoliopsida, Fabales, Fabaceae. Gene Ontology annotation, biological process: DNA endoreduplication. Gene Ontology annotation, molecular function: DNA binding. The coding region runs from base 100 to 1227 and encodes 375 amino acids.